This is a messenger RNA of Brachypodium distachyon (stiff brome), 1308 nucleotides long. RefSeq names its product enoyl-CoA delta isomerase 2, peroxisomal. The coding region runs from base 334 to 1059 and encodes 241 amino acids. Lineage: Eukaryota; Viridiplantae; Streptophyta; Magnoliopsida; Poales; Poaceae. Gene Ontology annotation, cellular component: peroxisome. Gene Ontology annotation, biological process: fatty acid beta-oxidation. The transcript has a single exon. The record is from RefSeq and is a predicted model, not a curated record. Gene Ontology annotation, molecular function: enoyl-CoA hydratase activity; delta(3)-delta(2)-enoyl-CoA isomerase activity.
UAAGAUACCUUCAUUUUCAAUGAUUGUCUACUUAAGAUUUUAAUUAUGAUUGAUAAACAUGAGUAAAGAUACGAAACAUAUUCUAUAAUUUGUCACAUAACCGUCGCUACCAAUAACUAGUCGCUCCCAGUAGGCCGGCAAUUUGCGUCAUGUGAGACGCACAACAGUUUAAGGAUGAGCUAGCACUAAAGGUUGGCGGCCACAGUAAAGAAGAAAAUCACGGAGAAGCUUACAGGAAGAGAUUAGUACCGAACCACCCAAAAGUCUGUCCAACCAAGGAACCCUUUGACAGAGACAUCGAUCCCCUCGCGAGGCGACGGCCGAAUCCCCAAAAUGGCCACGGGAAACCUAUGCACGGUGGAGAAGCGCGGCCGCGUGCACCUCAUCACCAUCACCGGCGCCGGCGACCACCGCCUCGGCCCACCCCUCCUCUCGGCCCUCCGCUCCGCCGUGGCCGCCGUCCGCGCCUCCUCGGGCGCCGGCGCGCUCGUCAUCGCCGCCGAGGGCAAGUACUUCUCCAACGGCUUCGACCAGGCCUGGGCGCGCACCGUCCCGCGCCGCCUCCAGACCUCCAUGAGCGAGGCCUUCCGGGGCCUCGUGGCCGACCUCCUGGCGCUGCCCAUGCCCACGGUGGCCGCCGUCACGGGCCACGCCGCCGCCGCCGGCUGCGCGCUGGCGCUCGCGCACGACGCCGCCGUCAUGCGCGCGUCCCGCGGGUUCCUGUACAUGAGCGAGGUCGACGCCGGGAUUAAGAUCGUGGACUACUUCGCGGAGCUGCUCCGGCAGAAGGUCCCCGACGCGGCGACCCGGAGGGACAUGGUCCUGAGGGGGGACAAGAUGACGGCGGCGGAGGCGGUGCGGCGCGGCGUGGUGGACGCCGCGGCGGACGGCGGCGUGGAAGACGUGGUGGACGCGGCCGUCGCGGCGGCCGAGGCGCUCGCGGCGAGAGGGUGGGACGGUGAGGUCGUGGCCGAGAUCAGGAAGGCCAUGUGGCCCGCCGUCUGGGACAAGGUGAAGGACUACGGCGCCGAGGCGGCGGCCGCGCGGCCGCGGCUCUAGCCUCUCUGUUCCGGCUUGCCGAUCACUCCCCUGGUGCAGUCUAGGUGUGGCCUGAUAUAUAUUGCUCUGUAUUUACAGCAUGUUGUAGAUCGAGCUGGGAAUUCUACUUAGGAACAGAAUGGGAUUGCUCGAGACAGGAACUAAGUAAAGAUCACAGGUUAUUUCCUAUGGCUAUGGGGCAUUAGCUAGUGUGAUGUAACGUUCUAUUUGGUACCCAAUUGCCGUGAACAUUCGGAGGACAUUAGCAUU